AUGCGGCCCGACAGCGACUACGGCGUGAGCAAGGCCUUCGGCGAGAUUCUGGCCCGUUACUACUGUGCCCGCUGGGGAAUGGAAUCGAUCUGUCUCAGGAUCGGCUCGGUGCGCGACGACGACGAUCCCACCACCGAUCCCAGGUUUCUGCGAACCUGGCUGAGCCACCGCGACCUGGUCCAUCUGGUAGAGUGCUGUCUGCGCGCCAAUGUCAGCUACGGGGUCUACUACGCCAUCUCCAACAACAAGGGGGCCUUCUGGGACCUCUCCAAUGCCCGCGCCGAGUUGGGCUAUGACCCUCAGGACGACGCCUCGCGGCGGAGUCCCAGAUAG
Molecule: messenger RNA, 333 nt
Organism: Geodia barretti
Lineage: Eukaryota; Metazoa; Porifera; Demospongiae; Tetractinellida; Geodiidae
Source: the annotation of a GenBank genome assembly